Aspergillus ibericus CBS 121593 is the source of this 740-nucleotide messenger RNA. RefSeq lists its product as uncharacterized. The coding region runs from base 33 to 590 and encodes 185 amino acids. Lineage: Eukaryota; Fungi; Ascomycota; Eurotiomycetes; Eurotiales; Aspergillaceae. The record is from RefSeq and is a predicted model, not a curated record. The transcript is spliced from 2 exons.
CGUCCAUUGCCAAGGGGAAGUGAGACGACGAGAUGGUGGCAAUCCGAUGGUCCCUGACCCACGGCGACAAUGUGCUCACUGCCAGAGUUCUGUCCCUCCUGAGCAUGUCGCUGCAUUAUGCUUUCCACCCUCAUCCAGACCUGGCCAUCAACCAUCCGACGUGGAGGUGCGUGGAAUCACAGUCCGACCACUUCAUCCCGCAGACAGGAUGGACAUCAUCCGGGACAGCAUUCCGCUUGGCCAGAAAGGGCAGACCUAUUCGAUGUAUCGUCCAGGCCAUCGGGUCUGUCACUGCCGAUCGCUGGAGGCCUCCGAUCCAGGACCAGCUCGUCCUGCACGGCGUGGACAUGCUCCUGCCGGAGCUUAUCAGGGUCUACUGGAGUGAAACGGGCAAAGGCGACGAUUGCCGUUCUGGAUAUGCUCACCCUGAGGCUGCAACCAAGCUGGUAUCCAUCCCGGAGGUUGAAGCCGAUCUGAGACAUCCGUUCUGGCACGCUCAAAUCUGCAGACCAACAACUCUGCCCUACGCGGAGACUGAUUCCGCGCCAGCUGCAACCGCCGCUGCAGUUCACCUACCAGCUGGCCCAUGACGCAAAACUCUCCGGAGGUUCCAUGCCAGCCAUCAUGGCAGUCUCAUGGUGGCCCAGGUUUCUGUCGGGUCCCAGUUGAACAAACUGCAGUCCUGAUGGUUCGGAACCGUCACGAUGACCAACCAUCUGCUGUUUUUGUCAAUCAAUCAG